UGGGGAGCUGAUAUCCUCUGUGGUGGAUCAUACACCAGGUGUUCUGACACGCCACACUGCAUCUCGCGCGCCGGUCAAACCACAACCCGGACCGGCUGCGGUGGAUUAACCCGUUCGGUGAAUCGAGUCGGCCGCGCGUGGGAGCCAGUCUGUGGCCGGCGCGCUGCCGCCGAUCCCACCGCCUCUCGCACCGGGAGCCGUCUGCCGACCGAGCGUCAGUCUCUGGCUCUGGACGGGCGCUCGCCGUCGCCGCCACCACAGCGCGCUAUUUGGGCCAACUUUUACCAUCGCGCUCAGUCGCCGGAGAGCCGCCGCUCGAGAAAGUCGCCGUGCCGCGCUCCUCGUCGUCUCGCGCGCGCGUCAGUGUUGGUGAGCGGCCCGCGAGGAGCGCCGCUGUGUUACUGUCGCGCUCGACGCGCCGUGGUUUGGACCGGUGCCGGUCGGCACCGGCGACAAUGCCGGAGGGCUGAGGGUGGUGACGCCAGCAACAGUGUGCGAGCCAGAGCUGAGAUCUGACUGCACAGGUCACCAUUGAAGCUAACUGGACCCAGGCGACAGGCCAUGCCCCGCCGUGUGACGCCACGGUCGGGGCCUGCGCCGCCAUGAAGGGCUGGUUCGACGCAUUCCGCACGGAUGGCGGCCCGACUCUCUACCACCACAGUAACCGGACGGCGGUGGCCGGCGACAUCUCCACCAUCACCAUACUCAUCAUCUUCCUCACCGUCUUCAUCGCCUUCCUGCUCAUCUUCCCCGGAGUUCGCAGUCAGCGAUUCACCACGUUCACAUGUGUGGUUCUCAGCAUCUUCACUGGCAUCGCCAUUACACUGGGCGCGACCGGCUCGGAGUGGCAGACGGGUAUGGUGCAGAUCAACACCUACUACCGAGCGUUCUCGGCCGACAGCCUCAGCGCCGACCUGGGCGUCCACAUCGGCCUCAACCAUGUCAACGUCACCUUGAAAGCGCUGCCAGAGAGCAAGCACAACGGUGACAUCGACUUCAACGAGCGGUUCCAGUGGAUCCAGCCGCAGCAGAUGCGCAACGAGUACCGCGCCGCGCUCGUGAAAGGACUGCCGUACCCGAUCCUCACUGUGGCGGAGUACCUGAGCACCAACUCAGAGGGCUUCCUCUGGGGACAGAAGCUGCGUGUCGCCGGCUACUACACCCACAUCAUCAUCUGGACGGCGUUCGCCUCUUGGCUGCUCAUGAACCUGCUGCUCAUCAACGUGCCCCGCUACGGCGCCUACAUGAUGGUAGUGACGGGGGCGCUAAUGGUGGCCGCCUGUGCGCUCUACACCUGCCUGAAGCCGAGCCGGCCGCUGGCCAUCCGCUUCGAGGACGCCGUGCUCAACAUGUCGCUCGGAUGGCAGUUCUACCUGGUGCUCAUUGCAGGUAUCAUCUGUAUGAUGGUGGGCGUGGCUGCGGCGCUGGUCGACCUCGUCUACCCCCACACCUUCUCCACGAUCCUGGAGGUGGACUUCGGCACCCCGUACGACCGGCACAUCCUCAUCGUCGAGUCCGAGGAGUCCAGGAAGAGGCGCACCAUCAAGAUCCCCAAGCUGGAGGAGCCCAUCAGUGCUGGAAUUGAGGCGACCACCAAACUGAUCAGACGUCUUUCAAAGCGAGGCAAGGAUGACAGCAGCACAGACCCACGAGGCGGCGUCGACAACGUCGCGUUCGAGAUGGACCCGCCCAAGACCCCGCUGCACGCUAAGCUCAAUAAGCGCACCGACUCCAAGAAGUCGAGCAAGUCGUUCAGCUUCAAGCGCAAUAGCCACCACCUGGAGGUGCCGCAGGGCGGCUUUGACUCGCCCUCCGGUGCCGGCAAGUCAGCGCUGGAGCGCACCGACUCGAAGAUGUCCACGGCGUCAUCAAUGUCAGCCAGCUCGCACCCGGUACCGGACGGCGACCACCCGUCCUUCCAGGAGCAGUUCCGCAGGAUCCGCCAGGCGCGCCGCGACUCAGCCCAGUCGACCGCCUCCAGCGCCUCGUCCAGCUUCGGCGCGUCGGCCCUGUCGCGCGCCGGCUCGUCGCGCGGCAGCAGCCACUUCCUGAACGUGCCGGUCGAGAGCUGUCCAUCGGGCGGUCUGCACGCGCCGCUGGAGAAGCGCGACUCGCGAACAUCCAACAUCAUCGUGUUCCAUACACAGGACGCCCGUGGACAGCUGACAAGACGCCAGUCGACGGACCCGACGCCUGGCUCUCGGCGCGCCUCCUGCGACCCGGCGCCCGACGUCUGAGGGCGCCCCGAGCGUCACCGGCGCCCCGCGGCGCCCCUGCAGGCAUUACCGACCGCCGUAGACACUGUAGACACACGUGUGAUAAAGUGAUAUUAAAUAAUGUGAUGCCGGGACACGCCGGCUCGCCGCUGAGAGCUCCGGCAGACCGGUGGCGGCGCGGCGCGGCCGUCACGGCAGGUCGGGGGACCGGCUCUCAACUGACCCGUCGUCGCCGAGUCUGACUGGCCCGUCAAUGGGCUAACGGUCUGAGGGCGCGGGUCAGCGCUGUGCCGUCGUUCUGUCGCCGCCGUGCAGUCGUCCAGGAGGUGCCUUUGUGUCACCCACGGACGUGCUUCGUCACCACCCACACGGCGACACAGACGGCCGUCCGUUCGUCCCGGGAUUCCCUGCGCCGAGCCGCGAGCGCGUGGAGCACCGCGGGUCGGCCUCUUCAUCUCCACAGCGCCUCCGGCCGCGCCGCCGGCGGCGCAGUGUCCCCUGACGUCAUCCCCCGGCUCACGGAGCUGACGUCACUCCCGGAGCGAGGCCGAAGGAGGGCGUAUUUAUCUCCAUAGGUGGCGAUUUAUGGAGCGUCUUUUUAUGGAACGUCUGUGACGGGAGUCUGAAUAAGUGUCCUAUCAUCUGAUGCUGAGCUGUCUGAUGGAGCGAGUGUUUUGUUAUAUCCGCGCCAAACUGCCUGUGGGUGGGGUGAGUCGACUGGACGUUCCGCUAUCAUAGGGUGUCCCCAAAUCUGACCGGAGGUUCACCUGUUACGCCAAUGGUGCCGCCGCUAUGGCCCAUGCCGCGCAUUUCGAUGCCAUACGUGUAGAGCAGACUGCCGCCGGUGCCGUGCGUUUUGAUAUACCUAGUUAUCGACUAAUUGCGUGACCUCCCUGACUAACGGUUCUGCCGAGUGGACCUCAGCGAAUACACGAGCCAUUAUCGGA
This is a messenger RNA of Amphibalanus amphitrite, 3163 nucleotides long. RefSeq lists its product as uncharacterized. Gene Ontology annotation, cellular component: endoplasmic reticulum membrane. The coding region runs from base 603 to 2237 and encodes 544 amino acids. The record is from RefSeq and is a predicted model, not a curated record. NCBI's taxonomy places the organism in Eukaryota, Metazoa, Arthropoda, Thecostraca, Balanomorpha, Balanidae. Gene Ontology annotation, biological process: protein transport. The transcript has 10 exons.